GGGAAGACUGUCGAAUAACGCUUUCGCUGUCCCGCUCGGUUCGGAACCGCGGGUGUCUCUCGGGAGCGGCGCCCUGGCUUGAACGGUGGAGGCGGCGGCGACCGGAGUGCAGCUGGAUGUGACAGGUCCGUCAUCAGAUCACUGACAGAAAGUGCCUUGUCAGAAAACACCUCCGCAUGAAGUUACCUCGGCAUCUCAGAGCACCUUCGGACAUUUCCCCUACACAGCUGUGACAGUAGAUAACUCAACCACAAACUCUGGUGACCCAGCUGGUCCCCUCAUUACCUGUCCCUGGCGCUAAGAAACUCAAGUGGAAAGGCACAACUGCUGCACGGCCAGCCAAGCUGCCAAAGCUCACAGCGAGUUAGCACUGAGGACGCUUAAAUAGUAAUAACCCACCAACUUCAGGGCAAGCGUUGUCCUAAACUGUGCCAUCACACCUCAAAAUAGCAUUAGUUUCACGCCCCUCUCCCACCCUCCUCCAGCUAUAAUCAGACACAGAAAGGACAUUUCGGGGACAUCGGUCCAGCCAACGCAGCCUAUCUUUGAGCAUGCUCCCCUCUGCCUUGUCAGAGGUGUGCACCUGAGACCAGAUGAUUGAUGAAUAAAUGUUCUUUGAUUGACAGGCCAGGCCAUAGAAGCACUUUCCUAUGCUUUGGCCACAGGGGCUUUGCCAGUGUAUUACCAACGCUCUGCAGUCUGCAAGGGCAAGCCUCAGCCAUUGACCUGAAACAGAUAUUUUUUUUUAGCUACAUGAUCCAUUGGUUUUAGUUAUCGUUUCGUUUUCUUUUUUCGUUGUUUUUUUUUUUUUUUCCCUUGACCCCCACUGGAAUUCUCUGAGACACUCCUUGGAGGACAACCCUGCUCUUAAAACCAAGUGGCUCCGUUUCAACGCAGCCCCAAAGCCUGCUCCACUGCUGACAUGGCUCUAAACAUUGCUUCAAUACGGGACACAAAAUGGCUGACUCUGGAAGUAUGCCGGCAGUUUCAGAGGGGGACCUGCUCACGCAGUGACGAGGAAUGCAAAUUUGCACACCCGCCCAAAAGCUGCCAGGUGGAGAAUGGGAGGGUGAUUGCCUGUUUCGACUCUCUAAAGGGCCGAUGCACGCGAGAGAACUGCAAAUAUCUCCACCCACCAGCUCACCUGAAGACCCAGCUGGAGAUCAACGGACGAAACAAUCUGAUUCAACAGAAGACGGCAGCGGCCAUGUUGGCUCAACAGAUGCAAUUCAUGAUUCCGGGCACCACCAUGCAACCCGUGCAGACAUUCCCAGUCAGCCAGGGCCUUGGCUCCAGCGCAGGAUUGAGCUACACGCCCUACUUGACUCCCAUGUCCCACAGCAUGGGCCUGGUGCCCACCGACAUCCUGCCUAGCGCACCCGUCAUCGUACCCGGCAGCCCGCCCGUCUCUGUAACUGCCAGCUCCUCCUCCAGUCAGAAGCUGCUGCGCACCGACAAGCUGGAGGUUUGCCGCGAGUUCCAGCGUGGCAACUGCGCACGUGGGGAGACAGACUGCCGCUUCGCCCACCCCAGCGACAGCCCCAUGAUAGACACCAGCGACAACACGGUCACCGUCUGUAUGGACUACAUCAAGAGCCGCUGCUCCCGGGAGAAGUGCAAGUAUUUCCACCCCCCGGCCCACCUGCAGGCCAAGAUCAAGGCUGCCCAGCACCAGGCCAACCAGACGGCAGUAGCCGCACAGGCCGCUGCCGCAGCCGCAGCCAUGACUCAGUCGACUGCCAAAGCAAUGAAGCGACCCCUCGAGGCAACUGUAGACCUGGCGUUCCCCCACGGCGUUCUGCAGCCCCUACCAAAGAGACCGGCACUUGAGAAGAGUAACGGAGCGAGCUCCCUGUUCAACCCCAGUGUUUUGCACUACCAGCAGGCUCUGGCCAACGCACAGCUCCAGCAGCCUGCUUUCUUUCCCACAGGGUCAGUCUUGUGCAUGACCCCUACUAGCAGUCUUGCAACAACUCCUGCCACAAGUGUACCCUACGCAGCAACAGCACCAGCCAAUCAGAUCAUCCUGAAGUAAGCGUCAGGAAGGGAAUGGAGUGUCACAAAGCUGCACAAGCAAACCCAAAACAGCCCCUCUGUAAAUACUACCUUACCUCUCCCAUAGAGGUCCAGCAACCUGCAUGCUAAGAGUGUAAUACUACAAUUUAACCUUAAGAACUGGAGUGCCGGUGUAACAUACAUACACACACACACACACUCACACACACACUCACACAAAAAGAUGUAUGUAUUGCUAGAAAAACAAAACUAUUAACAUGAAAAAAGACAAAAAUAUUCUUAUGUACAUUCUACAUAGCCGACAACACUAUAGAGAUGGUGAGGUCAUUUUAACGAUUGUUCUCUCAAGGUACCGUGAUUCCCUCUCUUUUCGUUGUUUUAAAACCUCUGCACAACACUUAGCCCUCAGUCGGUCACCGAGAACCUGUGGGCAACCACACCAACCAACCCCGGCGCUCUCCGACAGACUAGAAGGAUUUUGCUAACAUCGUCCUUGCGUUGCUGUCUGCAGAGUUGAAUGUCCUCGGGGCAGACAGGCUCAUGUUUACUUACCGUGGCUGUCCCGGCGAGGGUCUUGCAUUGCCCCCACCCCACCCCACCCCUCGUUUUCCCGAAAAACCACAGUUGCGAUGCCAUGAUAAGAGUUCACCCUCUCGAACCCCUGCCAACGCGUUUGUCUCUUGGACACAGCUCGCCAAACUGACGGCCUCACAACUGGUUGGAGAAACAGUUUGUGGGAUUCAAUAUGCAAGAAGGUGGAGGCGCGGUUUUGAUAUCCAACCCCAUUUUUUCCCCUUUUGUUCCAUUUCCCAAAUUCAAUGUUAAGCAAAUAGGGUCGCCCUGCACACCGUUUUACCUUCUUUUCUUUUUUUGUGCUGGGUCCAAUUUUCUGUAUAGGAAGGGUGGUGGGAUAGGUUGUGUGUAGAUGUGUGUGCGUGAUGUGAGUUGGGGGCGGGGGGGGGGUGAUGCUCAGCAUUGAGAAAGAGGACAGUAGUGGCCAUUAAGAAGAAGCCUAAAGGCUCUGGUCUGUGCCAAGGGCUUAACAAAGCUUGUGGGUUAGUUGUAGACGUACCAAGCCUUGUGUGUGUAUGUAUGAUUGUGUGUGUGUGUGUGUGUGUGUUCAAGUGUGUGGGUAUUUUUUUUUUGAGCCUGAUGGUCUGCCGGCAGACAGGGACUUCAAGCGGGGGUCCACCAGGGGACUGCAGUGGACUCGGUCUGGCAGGAGCAAAAGGGUAAUGCCCCGGGGCCCGACAGAACGGUUGGGGGGGGGGGACUCAAGUGCUAAUGCUCAAUAACGGUGCAUUUGACGAUCCUCGUCAAGCAAAAAAGUGACUUGAACUUUGACUGGGGGGCUAUCUGUGACUGUCGGUUGUUCUGUCCAACCCUGCUAUCACCGAUAAUCCUGUUCCAUUCGAGAAACUUGUAGAAGUGCCUAAAGAAAAAAAAACACAAAACUUCAAAAAAAACAAAACAAAACAACGCUCAUUAACGCCACAUGCAUCCGGAAGUGUCGCCGGAAGUCACAACACACACCCGACCAGCCCACGCGAAGAAAAGGCUUUCGAGAUCUGCUCUGAGGUUUUGUUUAGUGGAGGGGGGGGGGACACACAGACGUCACGUUUCAGGUAUCAUAACCGAAGAUUUGUCACGAUAACCGUCAACUUUAACAAUAAGUGACUUUCUAACUUAAAAAAAAAAACAAGAAAAUAAAAAAAAAACAAAAAAGAGGGACGCGACGAAUCAGAUCAGCUGUGUACAAUGUUUGGCGCGCCGAGUUUCUCGCCGCGGUUGCAGUUCACGCGCGAGCGUGCGCAAAAGCCGCGCCCGCGCGCGUCAACAGUGUCUUUUGGUGUCGUGAGUCCGAGUUAGCGCUGGACGUUUCCAGAAACGUGUCUUGAGGUUAUUUAAGAGUUUGCGUCGUUAUGUGCUACCAUGGUAUGUUUGUCACCCGCCCCCUCCCUCCCCCCCAAUAACCCCGCCCCCCAUCCACCUCCAGAACAAUCACUUGUAUUGUUUUUUAUGAUCAUUAUAUUAUUAUUAUUUUUAGCUAUGAUUGUAAAAGUUAGCGUCACAUCCUCAGAACAGCCCUCUUUAGUUUUGGUUGACGUGUUUUAAAAACACGUUUUUAACUCAUUUGACGCUAAUAACCCCACCCCCCCCACCUCAUGGUGCUUAACCAUAGACAAUCCACGGCCACGCCCACUUUUUUUUUUGGAUCGAAGACGACCAGACGCGUCUUCGCUUCCGGUCCUCGUUUCGGCGUCCCAUUCAUUUUCACCUUUUCUUUUCUUUUUUUUCCCGCCAAGUGAAUUACAGCUUGUAUGUAAUAUUUGAUUGUGUUUAGGUGGUUUAAAAAAACAGUUUGGGAAAGAAAAAAAAAAGAAGAUAUAUUUUGUUGUAAUUUAUCUUACGUUACUCUUGGUCGAAGUUUUAGUCCAAAAAACAAUGUUGUAAACUAUUCUAUUUUGAGAUGAAUGUAAUUUAUUGAGCUGUGCUGCGUUCUGCACAGACGGUGGCGUCGAGGUGUUUACCCGUUUCAGGUCAGCGGAUGAGAAGUCGAUGGUUUAACCGGUAACCCACCACUAGAAAGCUACUGGAUCCUUCUUUGCCUUCUCAUUUAAAAAAAAACAAAUAAAUAAGAUAAAAAAUGGAUCAAGAGGUUGCAGAAAGGAGCAUAGCUGUUAGAGUCGCUUGUGUUGUUGGGAAAAAAAUGUUUAUUGUAUAGAUGACAUUUUACCAAAAAAAACAAAAAAACAAAAAAAAGAAAAAAAGAAGAAAUUUUCAAAAAAGAUGUACUUUUCACUCUAGUUAUAAUAGUAUUUCAUAACAAUAUUAAGUUGUUGCUGUGGCAACCUGAAGUUGCAAUUACUAAAGUUCGGUAUUUUUGUAAAUGACAUUGUUUAAGUUGAUUCCUUUUCUCUUUUUUUUUCUUUCUUUUGUUUUGUUGCUAGAACCCUGUACACAAGUUAGAUUGUAAAGGAGAGACGAACAUUUCCUAUUCUUCACGGAGGUCAUGACCGUGACCCCGAUUAAUAUUUUCAUUAGCGAAUAACAGCCUCGGUAGAGCUGUGUCUGUAACACUUAAAAAUAGAGAUAUAAAGUUAUCAAUGUUACAUAGAUUAUAUGUAUGAAAGUAACUAAAACUAAAAUAAUCUAUAAAUGACUUAAGUUGAGAUAUGCGGACUCUUCCCCUGACCCCUGACCCUGUCCACACUCUGACACGUUUCUAUGCGAGACAGACUGUAUGUAUGACCAUAGCUUAAGGAUUGCACUUUGCAUAUUGUUUGGAGACGUUAUCCUUUCUGGCUCCCGGAAGGUUUGGAAGAGGUUACCGAGAAACAAGGCAGCGGUUUUGUUUAUCCAUCACAGAUAUUAGAAAGAAAAAUAAGAUCAGUAAAACUUCAGUUGAGCAUCUUUGCAUGAGGAAAACAGCAUCACUUUUUCUUUCUCACUAAACGAUAACGCGCUGACUGUUUCCGGUUACACCGGAAAACAGGAGGAGAUAAACUAAAUAAAUAAAUGUCUGCACACAAAAGUGUUCCCAGUUUGCAACCCCACGAUGCCCACGUGUACCACGAAGCCCUCUUGACAUGAAAUGUUGUGUUGUUGUUGUUGUUGUUGUUUUCUUUUUAAACGUGUUGGCAUUGACUGAAUGAGUUUUCAAGAGGAGAAACACAAAGACAAAAACAUGUAAGCACUUUCUGAGCAGUCGGUCACGUCAGCAGACUCGGCUUAUCCAAACAACUUUGCCUUAUCCUGAGUCCAACCGUGCUUAAUGAGGUUUUAUGUCCCCCAAGAGCUCUUAAGGAGUCCACUAAAGACACACCGGCUGUCUCUCCAAGCAACUGAUGUCUCACUUUCAUUUCAAAUAAAUGCGUCUUUAUAAUCUAAAAAAGAUUUUUUUUGUAUUUUUUUUUGCCUCUCAUCAUCGAAAGGCGGAAAUGAUUGACUGCAACAAAGUGAGCGUUGAUGGAUUCGUUUUAAUUAUUAUAAUUAAUAUUAUUAUUAUUAUGUCCCAUUGCCUUAAAAUGGGACGAAGAUCCUUUUAAAUGUCUUUUAUUUGGGGGGGGGGUGAUGUCAGUCGGACCUUGUCGUUGCCAGUUUUAGCCGGCAGAGGGCGCUACACUGUGACCGGCAGAGGGCGCUACACCCGGGUGCUGCUGCACGGUAGGAGGAGGAAGUGACUGCCUGUGCCAUCGUUUGAUGCAGUGCAUAUCUAACCAUUGUAAAAACAAAAGAUCGUAAAUUGACAAGACCCUCAUUGGAUUUAUAGUUUCCGUGUAAUCAUUUUUCAAUGUUUUCUCUUUCUUUUUAUUUUGCAUUUGUUGUUUUUUUUUGUUUUGUUUUUUUUGUGCUAUUUUAUGUUUCUAUAGUCGAAUGUUUCUUUGGUUCAAGCAAGAUAGUGUAAAAUCUAUUGAAAGAAAGAAAUAAAGAAAAUGAAGACAAUAAAUGUGAC
Molecule: messenger RNA, 6472 nt
Organism: Lampris incognitus (smalleye Pacific opah)
Lineage: Eukaryota; Metazoa; Chordata; Actinopteri; Lampriformes; Lampridae
Gene: mbnl2
Product: muscleblind-like splicing regulator 2
Exons: 10
Coding region: 923-2035 (370 amino acids)
Molecular function (GO): metal ion binding
Source: RefSeq, a predicted model, not a curated record